AUGUCUCUGGAAAAACCUGCUCGGCUCCAGGUGGAUCCCGAAACGAUCGUGGACGAUGAUAAGCCUCCACAGACAGGACACACAUUCAAUAUUUGGUACUUGAAGUGGGCUGGUGGAGACUCCAGCUCCCGCAACUACAUCAAACUGAGGUUUCGUGUUAACAUUAAACGAGAUUCAGGAUACACAAAGGCAUCAUCCAAUAGCCCCAUAUGCCUUUUCUUUGCUAGGGGGUGCUGCUACAAGGGCAAGAAGUGCUCAUAUUUGCACCGCCUUCCGUCGGAGCUGGACUUUGGUAUUCCCACCCAAGAUUGCUUUGGGCGAGACAAAACGGCGGAUUACAAGGACGAUAUGAGUGGCGUGGGUCUGUUGUCCCGCACCAACAGAACUUUGUAUGUGAGCGGUAUCCAUGUUUCUGACGACACAGACAGCAUUUUGACUCGACAUUUCCUGGAAUUUGGUGCCAUUGACAAAAUCAAGGUUUUGCACGGAAAAGGAUCCGCUUUCGUGAGUUUCAGGCUGGAGGCUGAAGCUCAAUUUGCCAAAGAGGCUAUGGAUGCUCAGUCUUUAGACGGUUCUGAGGUUCUUAGUGUGCGCUGGGCUAACGAGGAUCCAAAUCCAAAUGCGCAAGAAGAAACGAAAAGAGUCGCCGAGGAGCGGGCGAUGGAAGCAGUAAAGCGAUUACUAAAGAAACAAAAGGUUCAAAAAAGCCUGCCGAAAAUAGAGGAGAAGCCCAUGAAAUCAGAGAGUAAAAAAAAUGAUGCUAAGAGACAGAUCACAACAUCAGAGACAGAGGAGGGUAAACUGGGCCUCUUGGGUGCUGGUCGUCUCGAAGCUUUGCGGAAAUUGCAGAAAAAACAACCUACAGAACUCGCUACUCGUCCUUUAUUGGAUGGCUAUUCAAGCGACUAG
Messenger RNA from Clavispora lusitaniae ATCC 42720, 909 nucleotides. The record is from RefSeq and is a predicted model, not a curated record. Lineage: Eukaryota; Fungi; Ascomycota; Pichiomycetes; Serinales; Metschnikowiaceae.